Messenger RNA from Harmonia axyridis, 1412 nucleotides. Its product is annotated as 3-oxoacyl-[acyl-carrier-protein] synthase, mitochondrial. The transcript has a single exon. The coding region runs from base 121 to 1377 and encodes 418 amino acids. The record is from RefSeq and is a predicted model, not a curated record. NCBI's taxonomy places the organism in Eukaryota, Metazoa, Arthropoda, Insecta, Coleoptera, Coccinellidae. Gene Ontology annotation, biological process: fatty acid biosynthetic process. Gene Ontology annotation, molecular function: 3-oxoacyl-[acyl-carrier-protein] synthase activity.
UAUGACAUUUUUUGGCAUGCACUCUGGAGGUUAUAAUGUUCUGUGUUUUUGCUACUAAUAAACUAACCUCAAAUAAUAAACAAAAAUCAGUACAAAAUUAUAUUGUUUAUUUUCAUUGAAAUGAAGAGAAGGGUUGUCGUAACGGGUAUGGGUGUACUUUCACCGAUUGGGGGAAGUCUGAAAGAAUCUUGGAAAAAUAUAAUCGCCGGUAAUUGCGGUAUAACGAAAUUAGAGGGGCCAAAAUUUGAAAAACUCCCUUGCAAAGUAGCUGCUUUUAUUAAAUCCGAUGGUCAAAGAAUCGAUUUAACUAGUCGAUUUUCCAAAACUGAACUGAAAUCAAUGGGUUCUGCAACAGCAUAUGCUCUUAUGGGUACAGAAGAAGCUCUAAAAGACUCCAAUCUUUGUAACACUGAUGAAGAUACUAAGUUGCGAACCGGAGUAGCCAUUGGUAUGGGUAUGGUAGAUUUACAAGAUAUAUGUGAAACUAAUGAUGCUUUGAAUAAAGGUUAUCGAAAUGUAAGUCCUUUCUUUGUUCCUAGGAUAUUACCAAAUAUGGCUGCAGGACAAAUAAGUAUAAAAUAUGGUUUUCGCGGACCAAAUCACUCUGUUUCGACAGCUUGUGCAACAGGCGCACAUGCAAUAGGUGAUUCCUUCAGGUUCAUCCGUAGUGGAGAUGCUGAUAUAAUGAUUUGUGGGGGAACAGAAGCAUGCAUAUCACCUUUAUCAAUAGCAGCAUUUUGUAGGUUACGAGCAUUGAGUACUUCAUUCAAUGAUUCUCCUGAAAAGGCUUCCCGUCCUUUUGAUACUAAAAGAGAUGGAUUUGUAAUGGGUGAAGGUACAGCAAUACUAAUUCUUGAGGAAAUGAAGCAUGCUAUUAAAAGAGGAGCAAAUAUAUAUGCAGAAAUUCUUGGAUAUGGUUUGUCAGGUGAUGCUUCACAUCUAACUGCUCCAAGAUCUGAUGGGACUGGAGCUUUAUUAGCAAUGCAAAGAGCUCUUAAAGAUGCCAAUAUAACUGUUGAUAAAUUAACUUACAUAAAUGCUCAUGCAACAUCAACUCCAUUAGGAGAUACAAUAGAACUCAAAGCUAUUAGGAAAUUAUUCAACAAUAACAUUGAACACUUAGCAGUGUCUUCCACAAAAGGUGCUCAUGGACAUUUACUAGGUGCUGCAGGUAAUCUUGAGGCUGUAUUCACAAUUAAAGCAGUACAAGAAGGCAUUCUACCACCAACCAUCAAUUUAGAAAAUGGUGAAGACAGUAGUUUUAAUUUUGUGCCUCACAAGUGUCAAGAAUGGAAUAAUCCUUAUAGGAUAGCUUUGAAAAAUGCAUUUGGAUUUGGUGGAACAAAUGCAUCACUUUGUAUCGGACAAUAUAUUUAAUUGACUGAAAUUUUAUUUUUUGCCACCUAUAGGAA